Molecule: messenger RNA, 5131 nt
Organism: Olea europaea var. sylvestris
Lineage: Eukaryota; Viridiplantae; Streptophyta; Magnoliopsida; Lamiales; Oleaceae
Product: histone-lysine N-methyltransferase ASHH2-like
Exons: 19
Coding region: 393-4853 (1486 amino acids)
Biological process (GO): regulation of DNA-templated transcription
Cellular component (GO): chromatin; nucleus
Molecular function (GO): histone H3K36 methyltransferase activity; zinc ion binding; protein binding
Source: RefSeq, a predicted model, not a curated record
ACCUUUACUCCGCGUGUAUGUCAGCGGGAUAAAAACUCCAUUCUUUUCCGUUCUGAAAACUCUUCUCUCUCUCUCUCUCUCCUUAUUCUUUGCGGCCCUCGAAAGCCGUUCUCUCUCUAAAACGCACGAAUAGAUACAUAUAUUUGUGUGAAUCUAUAUGCCUUUUGAUUGAUAAAUAAUUCUCCAUUGAUUUAAGGCGUUCUUAUCCUGAAUUUGUUACCAGACUCGAAAAUCAGAAUCCCAUCAAUUAAUUUGGCUAUGAAUUGCUGGAUUUCGAUUGAGCUUCAAAGGAAGAUACACCAGGGUUUUUGUAGGAAAGUGUUAUCUGUUUGAUGGUUACUGCUACAAAGGUUCCUCUUCUUCUGUGACAAAUCCUGUUAAACGAGUUAAUUAUGUUUACUGAGGUAACAGAAGGCAAAGAUAUCAAUGAUUGCAAGGAAGAAACAUCUGAUAUUGAUCUUAAUCAUGACAUUGGAAAGUUAUCAGUGUCUUCGCAAGUGCCCGGACCCUUAUUUAUGAGAGCUGAUGAGUCACCUAUGAGCUUGGUGAGAUCUGAACUUUCUGGUGCCAAUCAUCUUCUUCCGUCUUUUGAUUCUAUCAGUUUGGCUGAGCUUCAUGAGCAACAGGAUGAUGUUGCAAAAGAAACCAUUAGAUCUAGUGGUUUUGACCCUAUUUGCGGUGCUAUUCCAUCUGAAGAGAGAGUAGAUGAAGGAAAGGAAACUAUCAAAUUUGAAUCUUCUCACUCUGUUCACAUUGCUGGGCCAACUAUACAGAGAGAUGAUGAAAGUGAGGAUGUAGUUAAAGACGACAAUGCUCUUGAAAAUAAUCAUCCUUUAAUUGUUUAUGAAUCAACUCAGAAAAGUAGUGGGCGCAAGAUUAAAUUAAAUCAGAAUGGUGAUUGCCAAAAACGAUCAAGAAAGGGCACGAAAACAGCCAAAAAAAACUUACCAUUGGAUUUGAGUUCCUUGAAAAUUUCAAGAAGAAGAAGAAGUUUAUUCUGCAAACGAGCUCGUUCCUCAGUUUGGGGAUCUGUAGGGAAUAUAUUACAAGAUUCUGAAGAACAAGUUAUGAUCGACCCAAAUUUAGGCAAUCAGAAACAACGAAGAAAAGUAAGAGGUGGUCAAGGAAAUGGCAAGACUGGUAGGAAACAGGCAGGUCGACUUUCGGAAAAUUCAACGAGAAAAAGAUGGACCCCAACUGGCCACAUCUCUUUAAAGGUUAGAAUUGGCAAAGAAUCGAUCCAAACUUGCCCCAUUGGUAAUGACAUGGAUAGUUUUCGUGCAAUGGGGAAAAGUAUUCCUGAAUUAUUUAAGAAAACUGAAAAUAAGCUGGAGGAAGAAGUGCCCAGCAACCAUCCUGAAACUAACUGCCAGGAGGAGGUUGAUAAUUUUGGGGCAUCCAUUGAUAAUAGGUGUUCGGAUUCAGGGACUUCGCCUGAUUCAGAAGUUAUAAACUCAGUUCCAGAACCUCCAAUUUUUGGAAAAGGUUUAGAAGAAAAUGUAGAAAUGAAUCCUUCUUCUGGGCUUCAUGUCGCUCAGGAGCCAUUUAAGUCACAAAGCUCUGAGACAUUGUUUCCUUGUAUGAAGGGGAAAAAAGUGUCUAAAAGCUCUAGAGCAAAGGAAGGGAGCAAACAUACAUCUGGAAUAUUGGAUUUAUCCAGCAAGAAAGGUAACCCUUCAAAAAGUAAGGGAAACCAGAACAAGUCAGUUGGUAAGCGUAAGGUGAAGGAGAAGGGUGACACUAGCCGUUCCCUCUGUAGAGCAGAAAGCCACCUGGCAGAAGAAAAUAAAGCAUUAUCUCAUCUUGGAGAAAGUGAUUGCUCAAACAAAACUUCAACUAUAGAGAGAAACAGCUUGCAAAGUUUGCCUGGUGGGGCAAAGGAUCAAUAUGUUCCAAGAGAUGCGUGGGGACGUUGUGAUGAUUGCCAUCAAUGGAGGCGCAUACCGGCUACACUUGCUGAUCUAAUUGGAGAUCCAAACUACAAAUGGACUUGCAAGGAUAACAAGGAUAAAGACUUUGCUGAUUGCUCAAUUCCACAAGAGAAAUCAAAUAUCGAGAUCAACGAAGAGCUGGGAAUAUCCGAUGGUUCCUGUGAAGAUGAUUCUCCUGGUGUCUUCUCGAAUUCUAAUCCCAAUCAGUCAACAGCUCCUCAACAUUCAUUUUGGAAGCUUAUCAAGUCAAACUUGUUUCUGCAUCGAAGCCGUAAAAGUCAAACUAUUGAUGAGAUAAUGGUUUGCCAUUGCAAAUCUCCGUCAGAAGGCAGAAUGGGUUGCGGAGCUAAAUGUUUGAACCGGAUGCUUAACAUUGAAUGCGUUCAAGGGACUUGUCCAUGUGGUGAACUUUGUUCAAAUCAACAGUUCCAGAAGCGCAAGUACGCUAAAUUAAAGUGGUUCAGGUGUGGAAGGAAGGGUUAUGGCCUUCAGGCACAUGAGCAUAUCUCUGAAGGACAAUUUCUUAUUGAAUAUGUUGGAGAGGUUCUUGAUGUGCAUGCUUAUGAAGCUCGGCAAAGAGAGUAUGCUUUGGAAGGCCACAAGCAUUUUUACUUCAUGACAUUGAAUGGCAGUGAGAUUAUUGAUGCCUGUGCUAAAGGAAACCUGGGACGUUUCAUAAACCACAGUUGCAAUCCUAAUUGUCGUACGGAAAAGUGGAUGGUGAAUGGAGAAGUUUGUGUUGGACUGUUUGCUUUGAGGGAUAUUAUGCAGGGUGAAGAAGUUACAUUCGACUACAAUUACGUACGUGUGUUCGGGGCUGCUGUUAAAAAAUGUGUGUGUGGUUCAACUAACUGUCGGGGGUAUAUAGGCGGCGAUCCAUCAAAUGCUGAAGUAAUCGUUCAAGGUGAUUCUGAUGAAGAAUAUCCUGAACCUGUUAUGAUCUGUGAAGAUGGUGAGAUAGAUAAUGACUGGAAUGGCACAAUGACACAUUCCUCCAAUGACGAAGAAAUUACAGCUGCAAAGAAAGCACCAGAAAACAAAGAUAGAAUGAUCCAACCAGAAUGUAUUGCUGGUCACUUGGAGAACAUUUCAGAAACACACACUUCUGAAACUUCAACAAGAAAUGAAGUUGAAAGUGUUGACCCUGCUUCUGGUGAUGGUUGCUUAAUGACUUCAAUGUGCCAGAGAUAUCCUUCUGUUCAACCCAUUGAUGUAUCCUUACAACCAGAUGAUCUUACAAAAGAAGCUAUAUCUGCAGUUGAGCACGAGUUUUCUACAACAGAAAGGAACACGACAAAUUCGCUGUUCUCUGCUCGUGAAAUUGAGAUGACUGCCCAUGCUGGACCGCCUAAAAAAUUGGUUAAAACUAGGAGGAAGUUAAAAUCUGGUACUGGUGGAAGAAGCGAAGAAUUUAUGGAGGAUAUUCUUCCAAAAUCUCUUCAUUCAUCAUCUACAGUAAAGAAGGGAAAGCUUAAAACUGAUGCUAUGACUGGCAAAAGAACUCCACAUGUGGAUAAGUCAAUUAUUGUACCCUACAAACCCAAAAGAUUACCAGAACUUUCCUUAAAUAGCCAUUUUGAAGCAGUUGAGGAGAAACUAAAUGAGUUGCUAGAUCCUGAAGGGGGAAUAAGCAAGCGAAAAGAUGCAUCAAGAGGUUACUUGAAGCUUCUUUUUCUUACUGCUGCUUCAGGGAAUAAUGGACAUGGUGAAGCCAUUCAAAGCAAUCGAGAUCUUUCAAUGAUCUUGGAUGCCAUCUUGAAGACAAAAUCACGGACUGUUCUAAUAGAUAUAAUUAACAAGAAUGGCUUGCAGAUGUUACACAACAUAAUGAAGAGGUACAGAAGGGAAUUCACUAAGACUCCUAUCCUGCGAAAGCUUCUUAAGGUGCUCGAGUAUCUGGCAAUGAGGGAAAUCCUUACUCUGGAGCACAUAAGUGGAGGUCCUGCAUGUCCUGGAGUGGAGAGCUUUAAGGAUUCAAUAUUGAUACUGACAGAACAUGCAGAUAAACAGGUCCAUCAUAUUGCACGGAACUUCCGGGAUAAGUGGAUUCCUAGGCAUAUGAGAAAAAAUGGCUGUAUGGACAGGGUUGCUGGGAGGAUGGAAUUUCAUCCUCGUUCUAGCUACACCAAGUUUUCUGCUGUACAUGAUCAUGGGAGUCAGAUAAAACCUUCUCAAGCAAUGGAGUGUUUUGAAAUGCAGUCCAUGCCUGAAUCUUGUACGGGCAACACUGGUGUUCCAGACGUCUCUGCCUCAGGUGAUAAUUGUGGAAACAGCGGCACAAAAAAGCGCAAGCGUAAAAGUAGAUGGGAUAAUCCAUUGGAGGCAUGCUCGACGCCCAACAUCAAUGGGGAUGGUCCUCCUGGGUUUCUGUCUCCGUGUAAUGAUCCUAUGCUCACAUGUGAUGCAUCUUUGACCUCUAUUGAUCACCAAGAAGGAACCAUGCACAUGAUGGGUCCGUUUGAUGUAGUAUUGGGUGAUUCACAGCAUAAAUUCAUUUCACGUCUUUCUGUCUCCUAUGGCGUUCCAUUUACUGUCAUAAAACAAUAUGGGGGCCAUGAAGCAGAAGCUUCCAAGGGUUGGGCUGUAGCUCCCGGUGUACCAUUCCACCCCUUUCCCCCGUUGCCUCCAUAUCCCCGUGACAGGAGGGUGCUACCAGCCUCUGCUGCUAAUUGUCCGUCACUGGGUCAACGUGCAGAGAAAGCAGAAGCUGGUUUUGAUCAUUGUACUGAUCAUUCAGAUGAAAGCCAUACAAGGAAACCCAGAUUUGACUCGCCGGAUAUGAACAUUUCAGAUGCAAAUGACAGAUAUGAUUUUCAGCAGGGAGGGAGUUCCUAUAACUUGGGGAGGAAUUACUUUAGGCAGCAGAAGUGGAAUCACUCGAAGUUAGCACCGCCAUGGGUCCGGAAUAGAAAUGUUUGGUAAUGUACAGGGAACAGUCCUAGCAAUGGCAUGCGAAAGAUAGGUUUAGGAAGUGGGACAAUUGGGAUACAUUUCAUGAGCAUUGACAUUGAUAACUUUAGAUUUUAUUCUAUAGGACGAUUUUCAAGGAGCUUUGAAAAUUUGAAUGCUCCGUUUGAAUGUACUACAUUCUUUGCUGCACAGUGUCACUACAAAUUAAAUAUUCUUUAAUCUGUUCAGUUUUAUCCUCAUUUAUAGGCUUUGCUGAGGUUGUUCUGAGAAAUUAUUUGCUUGCUUCGAAA